Grus americana (Whooping crane) is the source of this 2234-nucleotide messenger RNA. RefSeq names its product E2F associated phosphoprotein (gene EAPP). NCBI's taxonomy places the organism in Eukaryota, Metazoa, Chordata, Aves, Gruiformes, Gruidae. Bases 75 to 932 code for a protein of 285 amino acids. The record is from RefSeq and is a predicted model, not a curated record. Gene Ontology annotation, biological process: positive regulation of cell population proliferation. The transcript has 6 exons. Gene Ontology annotation, cellular component: nucleus.
GGCCGCGGGGCGGGAGGGGCUCGGCCGCCGGAAGCCGGCGGAGCGCCCGGAAGUGGCCGGGCCCGGGCGCCGCCAUGAGCCGCCUGCGGGAGGAGGACGACCCGUACGUGGUGGAGGAGCCCAGCGACGAGGAGCGAGCACUUAGCAGCUCAGAAGAUGAGGUGGAUGUGCUCUUACACGGCACUCCUGACCAGAAGCGGAAGCUGAUACGGGAGUGCCUGACCGGGGAGAGCGAGUCUUCCAGUGAGGAUGAGUUCCAAAAGGAGAUGGAAGCAGAACUGAGCACCACCAUGAGGACUAUGGAAGGCAAAUGGAAGUCACCGGAAAUGGGUACUUCCUCGAGUGCUGGGCAGACUGGACCUGCCACCACUUCAAAAUACUAUGAUGACAUUUACUUCGAUUCUGAUUCAGAGGACGAAGAUAAAAUAGUUACACAGGAGGUCCGGAAAAACAGAAAACAUCAGCAACGUCGGAUUCUUUCCAAUGAUGAACUGCUGUAUGACCCAGAAGAAGACAGUCGAGACCAAGAGUGGGUGGACUCACAGAGGAGGGGGUACCGUAAUCAAAGAAGAGUGCCGCAGCAGCCAAAACUUUCAGCUGUUCCCAAUAGUGAUGCUGUUUUGAACUGCCCUGCUUGCAUGACGACAUUAUGCCUGGACUGUCAGAGACAUGAAUCUUACAAAACACAAUAUAGAGCAAUGUUUGUGAUGAACUGCGUUGUUAACAAAGAGGAAGUUCUGAAAUACAGAAAGAAGCUAAAGAAAAGAAAUAAGAAAAUGAAGCACAGCAAAGAAACUACCUCUAUAGAAUCAAAUCAAGAAGAGGAGGAAGUGUAUCAUCCAGUAUUGUGUACUGAAUGCUCAACUGAAGUGGCAGUAAUGGAUAAAGAUGAAGUUUUUCACUUCUUCAAUGUUCUAGCCAGCCACUGCUAAUGUGCAAAAGCAGGGGAAAAAAAUCCUGCACUGUUUGAGACUGUGUGAAGUGUCAGAAAUGCAGGCAUGUUAGCCUUUUUUAAAUUUGGUCUUUUAAAUGUACAUUUUCAUCAGAGAACGUUGUAACAGUUGGAUUUUUGCAGAGUUUACGAAGGGAAUACAGUUAACUGCGUGCAUUUGAGAGCAGUAUUCUUUCACACUGUCAGGUGGUUGCAUCAUUAAGGAUUCAAAAUUUUGUAAAUAUAAUGUAAGAUGUGUGUAUUAUGACCAUUCCCUGUAUAUAUACUGUCUGUUUUCUCAAUAUGUAUUGGAACUGCUGCUUAGAAUAAACACUGUCUAGUAACUAGUUCUCCAUAGCUGCACUGGUCAUUUAUGUGGCACGUGGUAAACAACUCUCAGUUGAGAUGUUGGGCUUCUUUAAGCUGGUGUUCUUGGUAACAUGCACACAGGUGGAUUUGAUAAAGAAGGAAUUGUCAUUAUAUUUGGAUUUGUGGCCCCUUCAGAUCUCAAAAAUGGAAAAUUUUAUUUAUACAGAGUGGAAGAUUAGCUUAUAUCAGGUUUGCUGCCAUGGAUCAUUUAAAUCAACAUACUAAUGCUUAGUAAUACAGUUAAAUAUGUAUAUGAAGAAAAUACUGGAUUUUUUUUCUAUUGUCCUUUUUCCUUGACACAUCUUAAGAAGAAAUCUAUGGUCAGAUCUAUGACCAUAGAGCUGGUUUGUAUGCUUUUUCUGUUUCUUUAGUAGAUACACAGCUUCUUUAUGGAAGCACAAAGAGCUUCUGCUACUUGGUAUUUAGACUUCUUGCUUAGUCUAUGAAGCCAUUGCAAUGUUAACAAUGGAUCCUUCCCUCUCCUUUGGGCGUGCUCCCAAGAGGUGAGCUCUUGGUUUUUGUUAGUGAGUAACAUCACCUCUUUAUAGCCUGAUAUUUUUAAACAUUUCACUUGGAACAAGGUUCUGUCUAAAAAAAGAAUAAUUGUAUCUAUGCUUUUUCUUUUAAUAGUACUAGGAAUAAUUUGUUAUAUGUGCUUUGAGGAAUUGUCAGAAAUAAGUAUUUCUGAUUUAAGUUCAGAAGACAGGAACCUGAAGAACAUACUUCGUUUGUGCCUUAGAUUAUAAUAAAAUCUUGUGACACUUCAGUUACCUUUUGUAGUCCCUGGUGCUGUAUUUUACUAAUCUACACACACUUGUUCUACAUAGUGUUACAUGAGAUUAGGAAGAAAAAAAUCCAUUGGUUCUUCUGUCAGGAUUACACAGGGAGAACACUGACAUCCUAUUUUCAAGUCAGCAGAAACUUAACCUCUGCU